Cladocopium goreaui is the source of this 2955-nucleotide messenger RNA. Lineage: Eukaryota; Dinophyceae; Suessiales; Symbiodiniaceae. The record is from the annotation of a GenBank genome assembly.
AUGCCUAGCAAGAGUCCUAAUGGGGCUAAGUUGAGGAAAGCCAAUGACAAAGUGAAAGGAAAAGACAAAGGAAAGGACAAAGGGAAACAUUCAAAGGCGAUUCCGGUUGAGGUGACACCUGUGAGCAAGACAAUUUUGAAGACACCCUCUAGAAGUGGUACACCACCUGUGAAGCCCAAGAAGUUGACUUUCGCACCCAAAGACACUGUGCACAUCAUCACUCCAGAAAGCGAACAGCACACUGAGAAGAAAGAGGUUGCCAAGGAACAGUCUAUGAGUGAUGACCAGGCCAGCAAGAUCUUGGCUUCUAUGAAUACUGAGGAGCAGAGCAGUUCCUCUGUGGAUUCCAGCGACACUGAGGAAAAGAAGGCUGCAGGCAACAAGAAUGAAAAGAAACCCCAGGCAGUUGAGAAGCCGACCAAAGGCAAGAAUGGUACAGAGGAGAAGACGGUGGCAGCUAAGACCAGCGAACAGCAAGAGUGCAGGAGACCAAAGAAGGUUGCAAAGGCAGAAGAGCCAGUUACAACUGCAAAGAAAGAGAAGAAGAGCAGCAAGGCUGAGGCAAGCAAAGACAAGAAAGCGAAGAAGGAUCAUGAGGCCAUCACCAAAGACACAAGCGAGGAAAAAGAUCAGGUGGACAAGAAGGACAACAAGGAUAGCAAGGACAGCGACAAGAAGGACAAGAAAGACAGAAAGGACAAGAAGGACAAGAAGGACAAGAAAGACAGAAAGGACAAGAAGGACAAGAAGGAUAAGAAAGAGAAGGCCCAUGAAGGUGACAGUGAGAAGGUAGAGACAGAGAAGACAAAUAAACAUGUGGGCAAAGAGAAGAAAGCAAAUGAGGAAGGUGCAGGUGCAGCAAACGAGAACGGGAAGCGAGAACGGGAAGCAACACCCACGGCCGAAGAUGAGACUACGAACAAGAAGCUGAAAGAGGCAGAGGAGAACAUGUUGAUCAACUCCAGUACACACAAUGCAGAGUACAGCGCUUUCAGGAGGUGGAUCAAGAACGGGAAGAGGUUUCCUUCGAUCUUGGGAACACGCCUUCAGACAGAAGAAGGGCGAGCAAGCCUCUUUCGGGAUUGGGUCCUACAGAAAGGUUGCGUAGAAGACAUCAUAGCCAAGCACAAACAUGAGAUGGAGGAGGCUCAGAAGUCAGAAGUGAAGUAUGGAUUCAGGAGUGAGAAAUGGCUCAAGGACACCCACGGAGAACAGAAGGCACUGAAGAUUUUGAACAAGAAGAAAUCCCAAGGUCUCUACAUCACGGACCCAGAAGACGAAGAUGACAGUUUGUACUUUGUACUUGUGUCCUUGGACAUUAGCAAUGUGAACCAGUUGAAAAAGGUCACAAGCUUGGAGUGCUCAGGCCAAGUCACUGACGAAAUGCUGAAGUCCUUUACGGAACAAGGAGGCAUCUUGGAUCCUAAAGCAACUUUGAAGCUUGGAGAUGCAUCUUCAGCUGGUGCUGUAUCCAAAGCCCUCGCUUUCAUGGACAUGGGACAAGAGGCCGGACAAAAGAAGAAAGAAAAAAAGGCAAAGAAUACUGAGAAGGAAACUGCUGGCAAUGCAACAGAGGUUCAACCAGCAUCUCCAAAAGACAAAGCGGAGGCAUUGAUGCACAAAGUGCUGAAAGAUGCCAACACUUGCAGGGACAACGCGUUCAAACUUAAACCGCUUGAGAUGAGCAACCAGCUGAUCGACUACCUGAAAGCCUUGGAGACGAAGUUGCAAGGAGCAGCACGCCAGAUCCAGGAGUUAGUGAACAAGGGCAAGAACAAGUGGAAACACUACAAGGACAUCACAGAACAGGUCUCUAAGCUUACCGACAUGGCCAAAGAAAAAGUUGAACUUGCCAAAGCUUUGCUCAGGGCAGCAGAGAAUGCAAAGUUGGAGCGAUCCCGCAGCCGGGGGUGUCCUGCAUAUCGAUCUCGUCGCAGUAGAGCUUUGGAUCCAGGCACCUUGGAGGAGUAUUGGAGCCACAUGGAUGGAGAAGAGUUUUUCCACCAACUCAACAUUGCAGAGCCGUCCCAUACCAUACCAAUCGUGUGGCAUGCUGAUGGUGUGAAAAUCUUUCGAAAUCAAAAGGCCUGGGUCUACAGCUAUUCAUCCAUGGUGAAGAAAUCCGAGCUAGCCAUUAGCAAUAAGAUGGUGUUUUGCAUCCUGAAAGAUUCUGCCAUGUCGAAGCCUCAAACCCAUGAUGCAAUUGGGAAAAUCAUUGGAUAUGUGAUGAAGGUUCUGCAAACUGGUCGGUACCCUACAGCUGACUACUUGGGGAAUCCAUUUCCAACUACGUCCAUUGAGUUCAGUCGGGCUGGACAUCCAUUUGCGUACUCGGCGCUUGGCAGACCAUGGAUGGGUGCAUUUUGCGCAUGGAAGGGGGAUCUGGAGGCACGAGUGCAAAUCCACAAGCUGGUUCGGAACUAUAUGUCCAAUGCUAUUUGCGAGCAUUGUGCAGCUAGCAGGCAAAUUUCCUUUGGCGACUUUUCACAAAAUGCAGCCUGGAGAGAAAGCAGAUUUACCCAUGCACAGUUCAUGAUCCUGACACCUCCAGAAAGGUUCACUCGAGCCAGGUUCAACAAGGAGAAGUGGUCUUCACUGCCUGAUCUUUCAACCCAGUACAAGGCAAGUACUGUAAAGUACAUGCAGUUUUGGUUGCAUUCGUACUUGAUGGACAACCGUGUUGCUGGCGAUGAAGAUUUGGUUUGCAUGAGCUACUCGCUGGCGAGUUUCCAAUAUAUGUUGGACACGCGUGGGCCAUGGAUGUCCCUUCCCGACAGGAGAAGGACUGCGGACUAUGGCAAUAGGUUUUUACUUUUCUACCAGAGACUCGCAGGUCAAAACCGUGGGCACAGACGAAAUUUCAAAAUCAUUCCCAAGUGCCAUUACUUCUGCCACAUGAUUGAAUACAUCGCCACCACAGGGCGCAAUGUGAGGUACCUAGUCUACGCUUUAUAG